This is a messenger RNA of Pieris brassicae (large cabbage white), 513 nucleotides long. It is a transcript of the gene SIFa, whose product is annotated as neuropeptide SIFamide. The transcript is spliced from 3 exons. The record is from RefSeq and is a predicted model, not a curated record. The coding region runs from base 171 to 377 and encodes 68 amino acids. Lineage: Eukaryota; Metazoa; Arthropoda; Insecta; Lepidoptera; Pieridae.
AAGAACAAAAAGGCGAGCAACUAUCCAGACAUCUGAUCUGCGUGUAUUGGCCAAAACGUGAAAAUUUCUUCGGAAAGAGAAAAUAUGGGAUGCCUAGCUGUGAUGGCCUAGUGAGGUCGUAGGUUCUAACUGUCCAUGUGCAAUUAAACCACUCGCUCGUACGAAGUAAGAUGCGUUAUAUUCUUCUAUUUGUCUUCGCUGUUGCCAUUAUAACCAUGACGGAAGCAAACUUUAAGAAGAUACCGUUUAAUGGCUCCAUGUUUGGUAAAAGAACAACAAAUCCAGAUAUUGAUACGAAUCGCGCAUUAAUUGCAUUAUGCGAAAUCACAACUGAGACGUGCGAGGCGUGGAUCAACCAGAUAUUAGACAACAAGUAGUAUUCAUUCGAAUUUCGAAAAAACACCUAAGCACAAAUGGACAUGAUUCGAUAUUCAAAUCCCCACACCAUAAUACUUUUCAAUAUAAUUCGAUAUUCGAAAAUACACGAAAGCACAUAUGGACAUGAUUCGAAAU